GCGCAAUUCACAGCGGCAUUCAUACUAGCUAUUCGUCCUUGACCUGCUCGGUCAUCAGCUUCUAAAGGCGCUCAGCUUAUAUACAUAGCAUUCUCCCGGCGGCCCACAGCAUCUCUCACUCCUUCCUUGCCAACCCACCUUGGCUUGCGCCAUCCUCGACAUCUACAGCCAUCCCUCUGGCAUCCCCUCCAUCUCUUUGCAAGUAUUUGUGUCAUUGACACAAUUCGUGCGCACGAAUGGCAACAGAAGAUCGGAUAUAUCAUGUCAGGAUAACCAUUCGUGCAGCCAAUGCACUAACGCGCCGUGAACUGUUUGGGAUGCCUGACCCCUUCGCCGUGGUCUCCGUCGACAGCUCCCAAACGUACACCACCCAGACAGUGAAGAAGUCGCUCAACCCGUCGUGGAAUCAGCCUUUUGAUGUUGCCAUUCGAGCCUCGUCCACCAUCACGAUCCAAGUGUUCAACCAAAAACGUUUCCGACAACGAGAUCAGGGGUUUCUGGGUCUCAUCCGGCUCUCCGGUUCUGAAGCGUUACAGCAUGCGUCUCAAGACAACGGACUCAUCAGUCAGGAUUUAGAACAGUUAACGAGCAGGGCUCUCGCUGGGGGGAAAUUACUCUUCACCUUCUCCCACCCUCCAGUAACGACCGUACCUCAAGCAUUGAGAGAGGCUAUGGAUAAUACAUUACCAGCUCUUCGCAUACCUACGCCGUCUCCGUCCUCACCCUCUCCUCAACCACGGCUCCGUUCCAGCCACAGCAUGAACUCUCUUCGACCAGAUCUCCGAACACACAGCCCUCUCCCACGCAUAUCAUCGCAGAGUACAAUGCGACCAAGCCCACCCCCAUCCUCUGCUAGUGUGCACCCUUCGAGUUCUUCACACGGCCGCUCAGCGUCCGCCUCCGCUCACUCAUCCUCGUUGGGGCUCGAGUCCUCAUUUCCUCGCCCACCGACCCACCCGGCUUCAUCCGCGCCACGAAACACAUCUGACCAUGUUCCAAGACACGGGCGCCAGUCCAACAACGCCAUGCAUACGUCCGAUGAGCUUGGCCCACUCCCUGCGGGCUGGGAGCGCCGCUUUGACCAGCGUGGCCGUUCAUAUUAUGUAAAUCAUAACACCAGAACUACGACAUGGAGCCGUCCGCAGCUUGAUGUGGCCGGCGCUCCGCCCCAGUCGCCACAACGCUCAGCACCUCCCCCAGGUAGUUUCUUACAGCUCGGCCCCCCCACCUCGAACAACCCGGGCAACUACACCGACAUCCCACUUCCACAAGGAUGGGAGGAGCGCCGGGCGUCCGAUGGCCGCCCUUACUUUGUCGAUCACUACAGUCGUGCAACAACGUGGACAGACCCCCGCUCAACGCAAGCAUCUCAAGCACAGGCGUCCCAGCAGGCGCUCUCGAGCCAUGCCAACCUUGGCCCGCUACCUUCUGGCUGGGAGAUGCGACUCACUUCUACAGGUCGUGUAUACUUUGUGGAUCAUAACACACGCACGACGACGUGGGACGAUCCUCGCCUGCCUUCGAACGUGGAGGAAGAUGCGCCUAGAUACAAGCGCGAUUACCGUCGCAAGGUCAUCUACUUCCGUAGUCAGCAGGCAAUGCGCGUGCGCGAUGGCAAGGCCGAGAUGCGUCUUCGCAGGAACCACAUCCUCGAGGACAGUUUCGCGGCUACCAUGCGUAUGAGCGGAAACGACCUCAAGAAGCGUCUUGUGAUCCGCUUUGAGGGCGAGGAUGGGCUGGACUAUGGCGGUGUUUCGAGAGAGUGGUUCUUCUUGAUCUCGCAUGAGGUAUUUGACCCUGCGUAUGGGUUAUUUGAGUAUUCGGCGCACGACAACUACACCCUGCAAAUCAACUGGGCAUCGUCCAUCAACCCGGAACAUAUUACUUAUUUCAAGUUCAUCGGCAGGUGUCUUGGGUUGGCGAUAUUCCACAAGCGCUUCUUGGACGCAUACUUCGUCCCCAGCUUCUAUAAGUCAAUACUAGGCAAGAGAACCACGUUGGCGGAUCUAGAAGGUGUGGAUGCGGAACUGCAUAGAGGCAUGACAUGGAUGCUGGAAAACGAUAUCACUGACGUCCUUGACGAGACUUUCACGGUCACUGAGAGCCGCUUCGGUGAGAUGGUCGAGGUAGAGCUGAUGCCCGGCGGCGCAGAUGUCCCCGUGACAGAAAACAACAAAGCCGAGUAUGUCGAGGCGGUGAUCGAGUACCGCACGAAGACACGUAUACAAGAGCAGUUCACGGCCUUCAUGGAAGGCUUCCGCGAGAUCAUACCCGGAGAACUUCUUAAUGUCUUUGACGAACGCGAACUGGAGCUUCUUAUCGGUGGCAUGUCGGACAUCGACGUGGACGACUGGAACCGUUACACAGAUUACCGCGGCUACCAGAAGGACGAUCAAGUCAUUGAGUGGUUCUGGCAGUGCAUACGUAGCUGGCCAUCGGAACGCAAGUCGCGUUUGCUGCAGUUUGCGACAGGCACGUCGCGCGUGCCUGUGAACGGCUUCAAAGACCUCCAGGGAUCAGAUGGCCCGCGUCGGUUCACGAUCGACAAGUCUGGUGACCCCUCUCAGCUUCCGCGGAGCCAUACGUGUUUCAACAGGAUUGAACUUCCUCCUUAUGAGGAUUACGAAAGUUUGGAACGAAAGCUCAUGUUCGCUAUUGACGAAACCGAAGGUUUCGGUGUGGAGUAAAGUCGCAACUUCUUAAGGUCCCUAACGGCCGGUUCACGCACCUUGAACGCCUUUACGCCGCAUCACGCCCAUGUAUCGUUAUUCCCAUUUCGCUAUCCAUCGACCUACAUUCUUGUUUGUCUCCCUCUUUGCAUUGUUUUCUCCUUCGGAAGGCAGGAUCCGCUCGAAGCGGUGUUCUUACACGUAGUAUCUGAUACUUGCACUAAUUUGUAGACUCGUUUUGUAUCUAUCUACUGUUUGAUUAUGACCACGUUCUCCAUUUCUGACUCC
Molecule: messenger RNA, 2957 nt
Organism: Coniophora puteana RWD-64-598 SS2
Lineage: Eukaryota; Fungi; Basidiomycota; Agaricomycetes; Boletales; Coniophoraceae
Product: HECT-domain-containing protein
Exons: 8
Coding region: 237-2687 (816 amino acids)
Biological process (GO): ubiquitin-dependent protein catabolic process
Molecular function (GO): ubiquitin protein ligase activity; protein binding
Source: RefSeq, a predicted model, not a curated record